Molecule: messenger RNA, 1339 nt
Organism: Vanessa atalanta (red admiral)
Lineage: Eukaryota; Metazoa; Arthropoda; Insecta; Lepidoptera; Nymphalidae
Gene: crim
Exons: 4
Coding region: 137-616 (159 amino acids)
Biological process (GO): regulation of synaptic transmission, cholinergic; positive regulation of voltage-gated potassium channel activity; sleep
Source: RefSeq, a predicted model, not a curated record
AGUUAAUCCAACUUUGUUGUAUGACAAAAUUCAAAGAGUGAACAUUUUAUGACCGGUGAUCAAAUACAAAAUAACGUUUAAAGUUUUAUUAUUCCGUGUAGUCAGUCAACUUAUAUGUUAUAAAGAACUUUCAAAAAUGCGAGUAUUAUUAACUGUACUAGCUUUGAUAUCAAGUUUGAGUGGAAGUUUUGCAAUUUGGUGUUAUCAAUGCACUACAGCUACACCAGGUUGUACAGAACCAUUUGAUUGGCGUGGAGUUGGUUAUUUGGGCAAUCCUUGCCCGGACGCUGAAGAUGUUUGUGUGAAACUUAUUGAAAGAAAAGGAGCUAAGGAAAUAAUUACAAGGGACUGCUUGAGUAAUUUCAAAGCGUUUAGAACUGACAUACCGGCUGACACAUAUGAGGGUUGCCGACAAGCAGCAAAAGAUGUAAAUUUAGCAAACUUUGUUAACAAUACUGUAAAGGAAUUGGACAUUAAAAGAGAUUGGUAUGACGAGACAAUAUGGUGUUUCUGUUUCCUUGAUCACCGUUGUAACGAUGCGUCGGUUAAAUCCCAUUCAAUGGCACUGUUAGCCUUGACAAGUGUAUUUGUGUUGUUAAAAAGAGCACUGUUUUGAUAUUCAUUCAUGCUGUUCAAAGCUAACUACUCAUAGUUGCUAGACUGGAACGAUAAUGGAAUACUGUGUAGGAUCUGAUUUUAUGUUAUUGAAUACUUUUAAUCAUGGAGAUUGUAAAAUAUUUGAUUACAAUCGAGUACCCAUAAACCUUUUAUAUGAAUAAUAUAGUGUCCGUGUUGCAUAAGAAUACAGAUUUUUGUAUAAUUUGUUAGAACUUUUUGUAAAAAUGACAUAAUAACUUUUUAUGAUAUUUUAGAAGAGAUUUUAAGAGGUUAAUGAAUACAUUCAUACUUAGUAGUUCUUAAAAGGCAAUAGUUUUUUAAGAAACUACUAAGUAUUAUUCUGCUUUGUAAAAUGAAUGAAUACAUAUCACUAACAUUCUAGCAACAACUAUAGUAAUUAAGUUCCAAGUGUGAGUGAUAAAAUGUAAUAUUCCGUCCAUUAUAAUAAUUUAGUAAAUAACAAUGUUUAUUUAUAUGUGUAUGUAUAGAAAUGGUAUGAUUUGACACAGGCUGAUAAUUGAAUUGGGUCAGCUUUUUUAAAGAGCAUCUAUUUGUAUUACAUAAUAAUGAUAUAUUUCAGUAAGAUAGGAAACGUUCUCCAUAGUUAAUUGGAAUUUAUGAAAUAUUAACAAUAGCAUUAAAUGAGAAUACUCUUUGUUUAAAUGGAAUUAAUAUUAUACCUACUCUACCCUCCAUAACAGAUAUUAUGAUGAACUAAAUG